Eubalaena glacialis (North Atlantic right whale) is the source of this 1155-nucleotide messenger RNA. It is a transcript of the gene NEURL3, whose product is annotated as neuralized E3 ubiquitin protein ligase 3. Lineage: Eukaryota; Metazoa; Chordata; Mammalia; Artiodactyla; Balaenidae. The transcript has 4 exons. Bases 53 to 934 code for a protein of 293 amino acids. The record is from RefSeq and is a predicted model, not a curated record.
CUGUGACUGCAAUCUCUAAUUAAUCAUCAACAGUGUAAUAUGAUCCUGGCCCAUGACAAGGGAACCUGCUGAAUCCUUUGAAAACCUGUCCACUGGCCUUCUUCAGACCCAGGGACCAGCGUCCGAGGACCCCAGGCUGAUGGGGGCUCAGAUCUGCUCCCAGGCUGACGCCAAGAUGCCCCGAGAGGCGCUCCGUUUCCACGCCGAGGCCGUAGGCGUGCAGGUGCGUCUGGACGCGCAGCGAAGCACCGCGCGCAGGCGCUCCACGUUCCAGGACGGCAUCGUGUUCAGCCAGCGGCCGGUGAGGCCUGGAGAGCGCGUGGCGCUGCGCGUGCUGUUUCACGAGCGCGGCUGGGUUGGCGGCCUCCGCGUAGGCUUCACGCGCCUGGACCCCGCGCGGGUGACCGCGCCCAGCCUGCCGCCCUUCGUGUGCCCGGACCUGGAGCAGCAGAGCCCGACGUGGGCGGCCAUGCUGCCCGACGGCUGCGGGCUCACCGGGGACGUGGUGCGCUUCUGGGUGAACCGCCUGGGCCGGCUCUUCGCCCAAGUGAACGCGGGCCCCCGGCUCCUGCUGCGCAAGGGCGUGCUCAUGGGUGCCCCUCUCUGGGCCGUGAUGGACGUGUACGGGACCACCAAAGCCAUCGAGCUGCUGGAUCCUACAGUCAGCGCCUCCACCCCAACCAUGCCAUGGGUCCUCAGUGAUGAGGCUCUGCCUGAGCCCAAAGCCACAGCAGGAGAGGAGUGUGCCAUCUGCUUCCACCAGGCUGCCAACACCUGCCUUGUCCCCUGCGGCCACACACACUUCUGCAGCUGCUGUGCCUGGCGGGUCUUCAGGGACACGGCCAAAUGCCCCGUGUGUCGCUGGGAGAUUGAGGCGGUGGCCCCGGCUUGGGACCGUCCUGCUCUGGGCCCUGGUAUAGGUGCACAGCUCUGAGCCCGGCCCCUGCCAAGGGACGAGGUGCAGCUCUGCCCUCUUUCUGGAGAAGAGUCAGAAAGCCUGGUUAGCAACAGGUGUGGCGGAGAGACGGAGUCAGGGCCGCAAUGGCUCUUCCCCCUUCUCAGCAGGAGGGGGCCAGUGGACCAAGGAGGUGCCCCUUUCUGCCCACAUCAGAACUACCUCCCUGGUGGGUGCCUGGCUGGAGAAGGUGGCUCAGC